Molecule: messenger RNA, 1130 nt
Organism: Phyllostomus discolor (pale spear-nosed bat)
Lineage: Eukaryota; Metazoa; Chordata; Mammalia; Chiroptera; Phyllostomidae
Gene: TEX48
Product: testis expressed 48
Exons: 3
Coding region: 1-489 (162 amino acids)
Source: RefSeq, a predicted model, not a curated record
AUGGCCCUCACUUGUUCUCCUCCUACAGCAGCCCACCGGAAGCUGGCCUCGAAGAUCUUCUGUUUAUGCUGCAGAGACUGUGAGGAGCCCCAUUCCACGGAUGACUCCACAAUCCCCAGUGAAACCCAGGAGCAGCAGACUGGUAGGUACCAGAUAAGCAGCUAUGGGCUGUGCACACCCGCUUCAGGGUACUUGAAAUGCCUUCCCCUCCACCAUCUCCUUGGAGCCUGCCCAUGUGACCACAUGGAAUUGUCAUUGCCAGGUGUGAGGAAGCUUCAGCUGGACCAACAAAAUCCUAAGUAUGCUAAUAAAGCCUCCGGCUUGGCUUUGAGACAACCCCUGGCCCAUCCAGAAAAAGACUCCACCAGCAGCAGCGAUUUUGAGGAUAUGAAUACAGAAUGUCCCCAAAGAGGUUUUUACAAGAGAAACCUAGACCGCUACUCGCAGAAUCACUGGCCAUUCCAGCCAUGCCUCAUUGGGAGACCCUGAAAAUUCUAGUUGGGGACCUCGUGCGAGUGUCCCAGGCCACACAGCUGCGGGAGUGACUCCAGGAGGAAGAGGGAGGUGAACAGGGGCCAUGAAGACUGACUCGGAAACUCCCCCAAGGAGGAGAAGACGUCUGAGCCAUCCCUGCGCCACCAGCAAGAGUCACUUCAGCUCCUGAGAAAACCACUUCGGGAGGAGCUGCCUCCAAUUAAAGUCCUUGGUCGCGUCACAGGACUGUGUCUCUUCUCGUUUCCCUCUCCCUUACCUGGGAGUGUCUCUUCCAAAAUGUCUUGCCAUUUUUAAAUGUGCUAACCUAACAUCUAACUAACUGGGAACAACUUUUGUAAACUUUUUGAUAGCUUCAUUAAUUUUAUCUCUUUAAUUUUGAGAUACCUGUUAUUUCAAACUUAAAGGAAAGUUGCAACAAUAGUACAAAGAACCCCAUUUCACUGUUUACCUGGAUUUGCCCAUUGCUGACAUUUCUCAUUUACAUCCCCAUUUCUUUUCUUUCUCUCCUUCUAACUUUUUUCUAUUUGAGAGUGAGUUGUGCAUAACAUGUCCCAGUGCCCUAAAAGUCUUCAGUAUUUCCUAAGAACAUGGACAUUCUCUUACAUAACUGCAGUACAAUUAUCAAAAGCAGGAAA